AUGCCAAGCGAGUCCAGAAUAAUCGUAAGACGAUCAAGCCGUAGCAAACCCAGCAAGGGUAACUCAAGUCAAGACGAAGAGUUGAAGAUCCUGCUGAAGGCAUCGAGUAAACUACAGGCCAAGAUCGCAACCUUACUGAAUUCUCGAUCCAGAAAGGAUAAGUCAUCUGAGGAGGAGCCUUCUAGCAGCGAGUCAAGUUCAGAUUCAAGCUCCAGUGAUUCCUCAGACAAUGAGAGUUCUUCUGAUUCGAUCACGUCCUCAAGGACGUCAUUGAGCACAUCAUCCAACCGCUCACGUGUCGUCCGAGGGCAGCAGCUAGAACUACUACGCGAAGCAAGACAGCCAAGAACAUAUAUCGAUUACCACUCUACUAGAAGACUCAUCAAGGAAUUAAACAUUAAGGAAUCUUUCAACCCAAGACAUGAGAAGGCCUAUGAUGAUCAACUAGAUCUACUUGAGCGUCUGACCCGUGCCAAGGGCUUCGAGGUCAACUUACUACCUCAAGUAAUCACCAGUGUUGCGGAUGAUAAUGUACUGUAUCGCAUCAACAAGCAUAAACUACACAAAAUACAAGAAUGGCAGACGUUUAGAGAUUGUCUAGCCAAGAAGCUGUAUCCGUACAGUAACGAGAUCGAUGUAGUGGCUCAAAGUCUGAGUGAAACUGAAGAUCGGGAAGAUGCUGAAGAUCUAGUCAUGUGGUUCGAGAAGACGGUUCAACGUUACCACAUGCUCAGAAGACGUUGGAAGCAUCCCAAUGCGUUUCACUCCCAUCAGUUGAAGCAAGCUCUUUUAAACAAACUAUGUGCCCCGCUACAAGCUGAAGCCAUGAGAUCAGAUUGGCGUCAGUGGGAUCUAGAUCGAUUCAUUCAGUUUGUGUUAAAGUGUAAUGACGACCUAGCGAGGCGCCAGCGGAGAAGGAGUCCGAAGGUUGGACUGGUGGCGGCAGUACCUACCCGAGACAUGCCGAUGCAGGAUGGUACCCAACCCCUCCACAGCUCAGUUAGAAACGCGAUCAACAAAUUUAAUCAAAGCGAAGCGACACAAUUCUAUGAGGCAGGAGAAAUACCAGAAACACCAAGAGACUACGCAAGAAAUAAAAACCCUACCACUUAUACGUGUCGCUGGUGUAAGUCGCCACAACAUGGAUCUCGGGACUGUCCCACUAAGCCUACUUGUAAAGUUUGUGGAAAGAAGGGUCAUGACGAAAGUAGUUGUUACCGAGUGACCCGACAAGGAAAGUUGGCUACGCAACAGAUCACAUUUACCAAUACACCUCACGGCAUGGUGGUAAACAUGAAGGAAGACAGCUCCAACUUGGCGGUAUUAGAAGGCCUAUCGAAGUACUUUAAUGAAGCAUGUGUGCGUGUCAAGGAAGCGAAAUCCAAGGCUAUCGCCAGAAAAGCUGAAGCAACUACUGAGAAGCCAACGUUAACGGGUGCAGUUAAUGUCACUACGGACGAAGAAAGCGGAGGACUAUAUGGUAAAUUUAUGAUCGGUAAUACUGAUAUCGUAUGCCUAGUGGACCCAGGCGCGGACAAGAACAUCAUGAAUUGGAAGACACUAGAGAGUUUACCUGUUGAAUACAAGUGUCUAUGGAAGCCUAUUGAUGAAGGUAAAAUGUCUUUGAAUUUUGUACAAGGUUCAUGCCCAGUAACUGGUUCAAUCGAAUUACCAGUCACAUCACCGCUCGGUAAUGUAGAGAUGGAAUUCUACAUUGUAAAAGAAGCUCGUUUAAACAUCCUAGGUAACCCUUGGAUGAGGACCCUGAAGGCUGCCGUAUGUUUCAAGGAUGAUGAAGUUAGAAACGAAGCUGGAAAGCUACCCUUAUUCACCAAGGAAGUUAUACCAUACUCUGAUGUGUUCAAUGUUGAACUUUGGAGCGCAACUAACCGAUGA
Gregarina niphandrodes is the source of this 1896-nucleotide messenger RNA. Its product is annotated as putative retropepsins domain protein. Lineage: Eukaryota; Apicomplexa; Conoidasida; Eugregarinorida; Gregarinidae. The coding region runs from base 1 to 1896 and encodes 631 amino acids. The record is from RefSeq and is a predicted model, not a curated record. Gene Ontology annotation, molecular function: zinc ion binding; nucleic acid binding. The transcript has 2 exons.